GAAAUAUGAUAAUAUAGAGCGAUUUUCCAAAAAAAGCUCCAAUUUCUAUUGUUAUGUUUCGCCACAGGAAGCCCAAGAGCUCUAAAUCCACUGCAAACGUGAAAAUCAAAAAAGGAAGGCCUUGGGCUCCCUGAUUGCUUCCCAGCAUGCAAUAAAAGCUUCGAAAAGCAAAAUGGCAGCACAGCGAUUAUUUUGGUGUGUUUUGAUUCUUUUUUAAGCGUUUUUUUGAAAUUUUUAAGAGAUAUCAUGGCGACUUCUAGCCUAGAAAAUAACCAAAGUUCAUCCUUCGUGGGAACCUUCAAAGUAGUUUUAUAUCGCAGUCUAAAAGCUGUUUUGAAUCAGCUAAACACUCGUCUACUUGAACCGAUGCGGAGAAGUUGUCCAAGUCGACGAUUUCGUAUACAAUUUUCAUCUUGAAGUGACUAAGUGAACCAUUCUCAUAACGUCUCCUGUGUCAGGACCUGCGACAGCUGAAAGAAAUCUUGUUGAGUUGCUAUCAUUUCUACAGCAGUCAUGAAUAUUAUUAUUAUUGGACUGUUUGUUCUUGCUGGAGUUCCCGGAUAUAGCAGCCUGACUCCAARAGAGUUUGCUAUGAAGUGCAUUAAGGAAUACAGAACUGUACUUGACAAUUACAGCGAGGAGAAGGGGACGUGUAUUCGAAUGCAGAUAUUGGUCGACUGUCUGUCAAAGAGAAAAGAAAUUCAGAGUCCAAUGGUGGACGCCAUGCGAUAUUUUGCUACCCAGAAUGGCAUAUUUCUCUCCAAACUGAACGUUUGUCCCGACAUUGACUACAAAGAUGUCAAGGAAAUCAAUGAUAAAACAGAAUUUGCUAUGCAGCGCAAGUAUCUGGACAAAAUAGAGACAGACGAACCAGAUCAGUGUGCUGUUGAUGUUUACAUGAAAUGUAGAAAGAGCUUUCUGACGAUUUUUGCAUCCAAUCAUAAGUUGUGCGAUGACGUCAAUGAGGGUAUCAAUUGCGUCACCAAGGAGAAAAAGACCAGUGGUUGUAAUGCUGAUAUUCUCAAACACUACGACCAGAUGAUGCGUCGUGUCGGGCUUUUYAUGGUACAACAGGUUCGCCUACUCGCUGGCAUACAAUGUGCGAGUGAUGUUCCCGGUACARACUGAUCAUGCGCAAAGAACAUAGAAUAAAAAAUAAAUGAUAGCAAACCAAUUCAAGAAUAAAGUCAAUUUACAUCAAUGAAA
Molecule: messenger RNA, 1206 nt
Organism: Exaiptasia diaphana
Lineage: Eukaryota; Metazoa; Cnidaria; Anthozoa; Actiniaria; Aiptasiidae
Exons: 7
Coding region: 514-1128 (204 amino acids)
Source: RefSeq, a predicted model, not a curated record